Molecule: messenger RNA, 866 nt
Organism: Impatiens glandulifera
Lineage: Eukaryota; Viridiplantae; Streptophyta; Magnoliopsida; Ericales; Balsaminaceae
Product: thioredoxin-like 3-2, chloroplastic
Exons: 5
Coding region: 145-714 (189 amino acids)
Cellular component (GO): chloroplast stroma
Source: RefSeq, a predicted model, not a curated record
GAGUAAUUGUUUAGGACCUACUCCUCCUCCUCCAAGCUAAAACCCUACAGUUCAAAGAUUGAAGUAUAGUUGAAAGAUUGAAGAAGACCCGCAGUCCCCUCUUAUCAAGAUUCAGACUUGUUUAUAUCAAUCAAAUCACCACGAAUGUCUGCUUCCAUACGAAUCUCUCCGUACAACUUUUUCCAUCCCAAGUCCAGAUUAGAGUUCACCGAAUCCCCCAAGUUCGCGCUUCUCAGAGAUGGAAAUUCAAUUUCAUAUUUCAAAGGAAGACAAGCGAUAAUCGGUGUCCGUCAUGCAAAGGUAUUGACUAAUUACAGCGAAGACAAAGAAACGAUCCAAAUACUCGACUCUUCUUCUCCGAUCUCUAUUCAACUUCAACAAAUAGAUAGCGAUUCCCACUUUGAUCAAGUAAUUGAUGAAGCCCAGAAGAUAAACCAACCGGUGGUGAUUCUAUGGAUGGCUAGUUGGUGCAGGAAAUGUAUAUAUCUGAAACCCAAAUUGGAAAAACUUGCAGCAGAUUAUUACCCAAGAAUAAGAUUCUAUUCUCUUGAUGUCAACAAAAUUCCUCACAAGCUGGUGGUUAGAGCAGGAGUUACAAAGAUGCCAACGAUUCAGUUAUGGAGGGACUGCGAGAAGAAAGGAGAGGUGAUAGGAGGGCAUAAAGCUCAUCUUGUUAUCAAUGAGGUGCGCGAUAUGAUUGAUAACGAAGAAUGAAUUCAAGUAGCUCUUACUUUUUUAUUGAACGAAUUAAGUUCAUUUUUCUUUAAAAGAUGAUAAAGAAUAGUUAUUUACAAAAGAAUACAACAAAUGAUGGUUCAAAACCCCCAAAACAUGGAACCUAUAUUGUUAAUGUUAGUUGCUUUUAU